Sinocyclocheilus anshuiensis is the source of this 1160-nucleotide messenger RNA. RefSeq lists its product as uncharacterized. The transcript has a single exon. The record is from RefSeq and is a predicted model, not a curated record. Lineage: Eukaryota; Metazoa; Chordata; Actinopteri; Cypriniformes; Cyprinidae. The coding region runs from base 1 to 819 and encodes 272 amino acids.
AUGCCAUUUGACAAACGCAAAGAGCGAUCAGACAUUGUCGACAUCAGUAUGGAUGUCCACGAUUAUGCUUCUCCUGCUGUAAAUGAGCUAGAUCUCUGCGCGACUUCACUACCUGUCACUCCUAGCAAGCCACCUGCUCACAAAAAAGGUAAAUCUUCAAGUCCAAACGAGCAGGCUGACUCUGCCAUCAUUUCCACACUCUCCUCGUUGAUCAAUACUCGGUCUGACACACUUGAAGGAAUGAUUAGUGCCAAUGCUCUGAAGGUAGAAGGGCUGAAGAAAACGGUAGACUUUGUGUGUGCCGAAGUACAAGAUCUAAAGAAGAAUGUGAAAGAUGUAGAUUCCAGACUUAAAGAUCAAGAACGUCUCACGAGCACCUGGGAAACACGCAUUUCUGAUCUAGAGAGAUACUCUCGCAGGUGGAAUUUGAGAUUGUUUGGAGUGCCUGAGACUUUCAAGGAAGAUAUAAGAUCCGAGGUCAUUCGAAUCUGCAGCGAGACUUAUCCCGAGGCCAAGAGCAAGUACCCUGAUGUUGUUGACACUGUGCAUCGGUUAGGGAGGAGAGGUGACAACACAAAACCUCACGCCGUUAUCAUGCAAUUCACCUCACGGGUUAUCCGCGAUGCCUUAUGGAAAACUGCCAAGAAGUCCCAGUUUCUCAAAGACAACAACCUGCGCUUCGCAGAGGAUCUGACUUCGCUGGAUCGGGAGAGACGGAAGAGCUUGUGGCCCAGAGUGAGAGAGGCGAGGGCUGCUGGAAAAAUGGCCUAUUACGUUGAAGCGUGUGCGUUCAUUGAAGGUGUGGAGAUUACUUUGUGAGUUCCAUCAUGAGGAUCGUGUGCUCUUUUCUAAGAUUGUGACUGUUAACUGUCACUAUUGCAUUUGAGCUAUCAUCGUAUUACAGCUGGACCUUUAAAAUGAUCAUUUAAAUUGGUCAGUUAAGCUCUGUUCAUCUCAGUUUUCUUUUCAUCUAUCAGUCAAUUUUGAUGUUUUGCCUUUGUUUUGAUUCACGUUAACAGCAGUUCAUUGCUGUUUGUUUAUCAAUGUCGAUAUCGUUCAUUUCUCUUAAUGCCAGGGGUCUAAGAAACAAUGUGAAGCGCAAAGCCCUCUUUUUGUUUGUUAAAAACCAUGGAUCAGACUUUUGCUUUUUUCAAGAAACC